AUGAAGCAGGCCCACAGAGAGAAGAAACCGGUGCGCGGAGAAGCAGUGAAGAGAACAGGCCCGAGAGACAUCCCGGUACUCCCACUCAUAUACGACUGGCCAACUUCUUCGUCUCCUAUAUAUGGACAGUUCGCCCCCGCCGAACGGGCGCGUCCUAGCUGUGCUCGCCGAGCCCGUGCCCAUUGCACGUCCGCGCGGCAACGGUGCUGUGCGACCCGCGCUGAAUGGACAUAUCGCGUAGAACGUGGACCGCCCAGCUGAUAACGCGCCCACUGGCCGCCUCGAGUGACUGCAUGCGAGGCUGCGUGCGCAGGUCCACGCCCGAGCAAACCGAGUCAUCAUCAGUCGCGCCUGCACUCGGAACUGUGACACGCGAUGUCAUCCCACAAGCCAUCUUUGGCAAUGGCAUCAUCAAGACAGUGCAUACAUAUACUCUUCAUUGUCUCGUUGCUGGUCAUCACAUCACAUGCAGAGAGAACGAGGUCUGACGAGCGCCACGCGCAAUACACUCGGCAGUACACAGAGUCAGAUGAAGAUGACUGGGACAGUGUUCAGCAACAAAGGGUUGUGGAAGACACUCUAGAUUUGGCUCAGCCCUCAGGACAGCACCAUGUUGGAGGCACUGGAGGCGACACCAGACACACAUCGGAAGUUGAAGUGCAGAAAGUAUUCGAAGAGCGCAAACCAGGAUCACAUAACUUCACUGCUCAUCGUUACCGGCAGACACCCGAGGAAUCUGAAGAGGAGGACACGGAUCAAUCACGCACAAACUACACCCGUCGAGUGUACACUGUAUCUGCAUCAGGUGCCAGGGGACAAAUCAGCAGAACUGAUUCUGGUAGUAGGCACCGGACAGAAGAGGACCGAUCAGGAGGCCGUCGGGGCUCAGCACACUCUGAUGUGUGGUCCAGGAGAACAAGCACAGAUAAACCAGACGAUGCAGAUGGCAGCAGGCCCACUUAUAUCAGGCGCACUGAGUCAACAACACGACACCGAUGGUCAAGCCGUGGUGGCAGUGAGGAUGAUACAAGUUCGUUGUUGCAGUCCAGGCGGUACGGUUCUGCAGAAACUUUAUCCGGCAGGCACCGAUGGUCGGCAACCACUGAGCAGCCAACACGUGAGACUACUUCGGUGUAUGAGGCUCGGCGGGCAUCAGUUGACCGGGUGACCUCACAGCAAAGGUGGUCUGGUCAGUACACCACAGAGAGGCCAGAGCGUCCCACCUACACGCACCAUCGGUCCUCUACUGAUCGCCCCUCAAGCAGACGGACCUGGUCAAGCCACUUGGCCACUGAAAGGACGAGUUGGUCGGCGAGUGGAGUCAGCUCUACAACCACUGAUACUCCUGAGGAGGACAAGAGCGGAUCCACUUAUGUUCGACAGCAGUACCAUUCGAUCACAGCAGGAAGUCACCAUGGCACGAGUGAUCGUCCAGAAACUUCCUCGGAAGCUCCACGCCGUGAACACUGGGGUGCGGGCAGUCGACACCGAGUUGAAGCAACUGGCUAUGACCGGGAAAGUGAUCGCGAUGGGUCAAGAAGAUGGUCAUCACAGCGGGGAACAAGCGCAGAGGAUACUGUGUCCCGAGGACAAGAAGAGAGACGGUGGAACUGGCGUGGCUACACAGCACGUUUUGGUGAGCAUGGAAACGCAACACACCGUGUAGAUGUCGGUUCACGUACACGGUUUCAGCCCACAGUUAUCAGUCCGCCAAGUCGUGCUGAAUAUGAUGGAACCUCGGUGCACCAAAGGCAUCGUGUGACAGCCUGGCGCAACACUACCAUUGUCCGUGGGGAGCCGACACACUGGUCUGAGGAUACGCAGAGGCGAUACGGCGGCCACGAUGACGUCAGGAGAGGACAAGGCGAAGACACAACGUACACGAGAACAUCGUACACAAGGCGUAUCAAUGGAACUAUAUAUUACGGUGGAGGGCAGCAUUCAUCACGUUGGAUGUACGGGAGAGAUAAUGUAACAAGUGGCGGCUCAGUGACAUAUGGAUCUAGUCGUGCCAGUGGAACAUAUGGUGGUGUGGAAGGGCAGACCGAGCCGCCUUAUGUCCGACCACAACCCACGGAGACGCAUAGAGUCACUGGAGGUGUGGAUGACAUCGAAGACGACAGGCAUCCAUUGACUGCACUAUCGCGAGGCUCCCACCAGCCGCAUGCCUGCGAAGAAUCGAGUUGCUAUCCGGCAACGGGAAACCUGCUCAUUGGUAGGGAGGAGAAAUUGUCGGCAUCAUCCACAUGCGGCUUGCGUGGUGUUGAGACGUACUGCAUCGUGAGCCACCUUAAAGAUAAGACCAAGUGCUUCCGAUGUGACUCAACCAGGAAAGGAAAGGAUUACCACGGCAUUGAAAACAUUGUCUCUAGGAUUGGCAGAAGGCACAAGGAUACAUGGUGGCAGUCCGAGAACGGCGUGCAAUCCGUGUCCAUUCGGCUGGACCUGGAAGCAGAAUUUCACUUCACGCAUCUGAUCAUCACAUUCAAGACAUUCAGGCCAGCUGCCAUGCUCAUUGAACGAUCACAUGACAACGGGCACACGUGGAAGGUGUACCAAUACUUUGCGUACGACUGUAGUGACGCCUUCCCACACGUGCGGAAGGGGCAACGGCGAAACAUCACUGAUGUGACGUGUGAGUCGCAAUAUUCCAGCGUCGAACCCUCGACCAAGGGAGAGGUCAUCUUCCGUGUGCUGCCACCGCACAUCCACAUCGACGACCCGCACAGCCGGGACGUGCAAGACUUGCUCAAGAUGACCAACCUGCGCAUCAACUUCACUCGCCUGCACACUCUCGGUGACAAUCUGGUGGACUCGCGUCGGGAAAUCAAGCAGAAGUACUAUUACGCCAUCUAUGACAUGGUUGUUCGAGGCUCGUGCUCCUGCUAUGGACACGCUAGUCGCUGCAUACCAGAGGAAGGAGAGUCUUCUGCUGCAAAAGAUGACAUGGUGUUUGGCAAGUGCCUGUGCACGCACCACACGAAAGGCCUUAACUGCGAAAGCUGCGAAGAUCUGUACAAUGACCAGCCUUGGAGACCAGCAAGUGAGAGGGACCCAAAUCCAUGCAAACCCUGCAACUGCAACGGGCAUGCCAGCAAGUGCCACUUCGAUGCGGCCGUGUGGGAGCGUUCGGGACGUGUGAGUGGCGGCGUCUGUGAUGACUGCCAGGACAACACUAUGGGCCUCAACUGCGAACAGUGCGUGCCAUUUUAUUUCAAGGACCCUCAGCGUGACAUCAGCGAUCCCUAUGCCUGCCAACCUUGCGAUUGUGACCCCCGCGGUUCCUUGGACGAAGGCGUGUGCGACCCACAGGAUGACCUAACAUCGGGGCUUGUUGCUGGUCGCUGCCACUGCAAAAAAAAUGUCGAGUCCCGCCGAUGCGACCGUUGCAAGAAAGGUUUUUUCAACUUCCAGGCAGCGAACCCUGAUGGCUGCGAGCCCUGCAGCUGCCAUGAGCUUGGAACAGCAGGCGACGGCUGCAACGUCUACACAGGCGAAUGCACUUGCAAACGCAACGUCAUUGGUCGCGACUGCAACCAGUGCCUGCCGGAAUUCUAUGGGCUGAGUCACGACGAUGACGGUUGUAAGCCCUGCGAAUGUGACCCCGGAGGUGCCUAUGAGAACAGCUGCGAUGUGAUCACCGGCCAGUGUCGCUGUCGGCCCAGUGUCCAAGGACGCCGCUGUGACCAGCCAGACACUGGCUACUUUGUUGGCAACCUUGAUUUCAUGGUCCACGAGGCUGAACUGGCCAAGGCCAGCCCUGACUGCCAAGUGCUGGUACGAGAGCCUUAUAGUGACCGGGAGGCAUCAUGGACUGGUCUGGGCUUCAUGCAAGUCCAUCAGGACUCUUAUCUGGAGUUUGACGUUCCUGAUAUACCGACGUCCAUGGAUUACAAUAUUGUCUUCCGUUAUGAACCCAAGCUUGCUCAAGGCUGGGAAGAGGCUAUCGUGACUGUGGACAGACCGGGACCAGUUGAUCCCAAUGGGCCCUGUGCCAAUGCCAUUCCUCAGGAUGACCGUCAAGUGAUUAGGUUUUCUGCAGGUGACCGGUAUGUGAUUGUUGCACCACCCGUCUGCUUGGAGAAGGGCAGGAACUACAAAGUGCGAGUGACGUUCAAGCAAUACGACCGCGAGGUGGACACGCCUUCAGCAUCGAUCCUAAUCGACUCGAUGGUGCUCAUGCCCGACAUAAAUGCCAUCCCAUUCUUCCACGGAACUCCGGCGAACGAAUACAGAAGGGAAGAAUUCGAACGUUUUCGUUGCGGGCAGGCAUUCUAUGCCGUACGAAGAGGGGCCACCCUUCCCGAAAUCUGCAAGAAGUACCUCUACAGCAUUGGCUUCUACGUCUUCCAAGGAGCUCAGGACUGCAGGUGUGACCCACAGGGUUCUCACAGCAGUGUGUGCAGCACACUGGGUGGGCAGUGCCAGUGCAAGAGCAACGUGGUGGGCCGCAGCUGCGACCGCUGUGCACCCGGAACCUACGGUUUCGGUCCUGGAGGCUGCCGACCAUGCGACUGCAAUGGAAUUGGUUCCCUGGACAACUUCUGCGAUGCCCAGACGGGCCAGUGCAAAUGCCGGCCUAACACGUACGGCCGACAGUGCGACGAAUGCCAGCCUGGCUUCUGGAACUACCCCAACUGCCAGCGCUGCGACUGCAACGGUCACGCAGACACGUGCGACUCGAGGACAGGUCACUGCAUCCAGUGUCGGGACUUCACAUCAGGGCCUCACUGCGACAGGUGUGAGGUCGGUUACUAUGGAGACCCUCGGUACGGAGUGGACAUCCCCUGCCGCCCGUGCCCAUGCCCGGGCACUGCGGACAGUGGUGUCAACCACGCCACUAGCUGUGACCUGGAUCCACGCACUGGCAAUGUUAUCUGUCACUGUGCACAAGGAUAUGUAGGUGAAAGGUGCGACCGGUGUGCCAACAACUAUUAUGGUGAACCCAACGUUCCUGGUGGCUCCUGCCGGCGCUGUGAAUGCAGCGGCAAUGUCGAUGAGACCCAACCGGGCAACUGUGACUCGCGCACGGGCGUCUGCCUGCGCUGUCUGUACAACACAGAAGGUUCUCACUGCGAACGCUGCAAGCCGGGUCACUACGGAAACGCUUCGCUCCAGCAGUGCUACGAGUGUGUGUGCAACCUUCUUGGCCUGGACCCCAACCGAGGAUACUGUGACCCCGUGACCGGCCAGUGCCCAUGCCUGCCAAAUGUAGAGGGCAUCUCUUGCGAUCGCUGCGCUCCCAACUACUGGAAAAUUGCCAGCGGCGAAGGCUGCGAGGCAUGUGGCUGCGACGCCCUUGGCUCCUAUGACCUGAAGUGCAACGAGUUUGACGGCCAGUGUCCAUGCAAGCCAGGCCAUGGUGGGCGGCAGUGCAAUCAGUGCCAGGACAAUCACUGGGGUGACCCACGAGUCCGAUGCUAUCCGUGCGAGUGCAACGUGCCUGGGGCAGCCACCAGCCAGUGCCACCGGAACAACGGCAGCUGUGUUUGCAUUUCGGGAGUGGCUGGCGACCGCUGCGAGCAGUGCGCUCGUGGCUUCACGGGACGGGCACCAUACUGCGACUCUUGCGGGGAGUGCUUCGACAACUGGGACCGUAUCAUCCAAGAGCUGCGUGAGGAGACCCAGAACAUGAUAAACUCAGCACGGCAAAUCAAGCAGCAGGGUACCACUGGUGUUUACACGCGCGAGUUCCAAGAGAUGGAAGAAAAGCUGCACGAAGUGGAAGAAGUCUUGAGCGGGGCCAACAUCACUGGCCUGGACCUUUUGGACCGCCAGUCACUCAUUGAAGAGAUCCGGCGCAACCUGACUGAAAGCCAAAUACAACUUGAGGAAAUUGGAGACCGGUCAGGAAAUGUGACGCAGCGCUCCUUUGCCACCAACCUGAUGCUUGCAAGUCUCCAUGAGCGAGCGCAAGAACUAGGAAGAGAUGCCAAGGCUUUGCGCGAGAACACCACAGCCCUGCAAGAGGCCAACGUCGAAGGAGCACUAAACAUCACAAGGGAAGCCCAAAAGAGGUCCCAGAUGGCCGAGGGACGAGUCCGGGGAGCGCAAGACGACAUUGUCCAGUCACAGGCCACGCGUCGUUACGUUGAGCGAAAACUGGAAGACACGGCCAGCGCAUACAAUCGCACGUACCAGGAGAAUGAGAAUGCCCUGCACAAACUGCAGCAAGAGGUGGCUGAUUUGGAAGAUCAAAUCUCCGACGUCAACGAGCUUGUCUGCUACCGACGAGGAACAGUGGACCGUUGCGAUUCACUCUGUGGAGGUGCAGGCUGUAACCACUGUGGUGGACUAGGCUGCGAGGAAGGUGCUCUCACCCGUGCUAACAACACGCUCACCAUGGCCGUCGAUGCCAACCAGAUUCUCGGGAAGAAAGAAGUGGAAGCCCGAGAUCUCUUCAAUGCGGUUGGUUCAGCAGAAAGGGAAUCGCAACGGGCCCUCGAAGAAGCGAAGAAGGCUUUUGCACGCUCCCAGAUGGCGAAGAAUCAAUCUGAAGAAGUUGGCAAUGACCUGCAGGACUUGCUAGACCGUAUUGACAAAUUCCUGAGUGAAGUAGGAGCGAGACCAGCUGAAAUUCGAGUUCUCGCCGAAGAGUGUAUUGGUCUGUCCAUCUCGCUGGAACCUGAACAAAUUCGUGAGCUGGCGAAGGAAAUUAAUGAAACCAUAGCUAGCCUGACUGACAUCGAUGCCAUCUUGAGAGAAACCGGGGAUGAUCUCAGGCUUGCAAAGGACCUCAAGGCUCAGGCAGAUCGUGCAAGGACUAUGGCAAACAAGAUUUUGGACACCGCCAAGGAGGUCUUGCAAAACCUGGACGAUGCCGCUGAAGCCCAAGGUAGGGCCAAGCAAGCAAUUGAUCAGGCUCGACAGCACAUCAACACAGCCGAGGAAGAUCUUGCGCAGAUCGAGGAAGCCGCCUACACAGCGCAAGGUGUGGCCAACCGGUCUCUGGACCAGGUCGGAGGACUGCAGGAUCGACUGGCUGAGCUCAAGAAGCAGUACACCCAGAACAACCUGGAUGCUCGCAAGGCCGUCAACGAAGCAAAGGGGGCCGAACGUCUAGCGGGACAGGCGCACACGGAAGCCGAGGACUUAGAAGCAGAAUACAAGAGGGCUGUAGCAGACUUGGGUGGAAAGUCUGCAGCCAGCGGAGACAUGAAGGAUAGGGCUGAGAAGCUGCGAGAGCGAGCCCGAAAGCUAGCCGAAGGUGUGAACUCCAAGGCCCAACAACUGCAAGGCAUGGAAGAUGAAUUUGACGAGAAUGAGCAACGGCUGCAGGACUUCUCUGGCAUCUUGGAGCAGUUGAAUCAAGAAAUGAUGACUCAUCUGCAGCGCAUCGAUGAGCGGUCCGCUAAAUAUCGCGAUUGUCAGAACUAACAUUGGGCAGCCUAGCCUAGCCUCCCAGGGGGCGCCACGUACAUGUCAUGUGCCAUGUACUGGUUGGCUCUGUUCAUCAAAAGCACACCACGAGGCAGCAUAGUACUUGGCUUUCAAAGAAAGGUACAGACGGAUAGUGAGCCUUUUUUCCAUCGACAGUGAUGCCACCGCAUCAGUGAUCGACUACAAAACUACGCAGACAUAGCUCCAACACGUGUUAUGCACAUGUGUUAUGACAUUUUCAUUUUCGUGCUCACUCCACACAAGAAAAAAUGAUCGACCCUUGAACUCAGUCAUUGUACCCGUUGAACAGGCAAAUGCAUUAAAUUAACGGGACGUUACAUCGUGCCACCCCAUUAAUGCAAUGAGCAAAUUCACAUGGUAGCUGCGCAUUUGCAUCAAUUUCUGCAAGGUUUAUUUUUUGUAAGUCCAGCAAGUGGCCUUCUGCAGAGAUUCAUACAGACAUGCUCUGCCUUUGGGAAAGAGGCUCAUUUUCGAAUACUGGUAGCAGCCAUUCAAGUAGAAGGUGCUUGUUUGCUUCUAUGUUGCCCAAUGAAUGCUUGGAUGAGCAGACCAGUUGUGUGUGAGCUGGGCUGCGAAACAAGUGAACAGUUGAAGGCCUCUUCAACACGAGGACAUUGCUGCAUGCAUGAGUGCAGCUUUCUUUAGAGGGCAGUGCAAAUGACAUAAGAAAAUUCACUAGUUUUUCCACCAUGUUGUCUGUACUCUUUUAUGCGAGUGCUUUUGAUCUGUCUCAAAACUCUGCUGUCAAUCAUCAGAAAGUGUGUGGUAACAAGAAAAUGCUGGAAAUGCAGAAGGGCUGACCAAAUUUGUGACAAUUUUCCUUUUAUUUUUCUGCUUGGUUCAUGCCUAGAAAAUAGCAAAAUUUAUGCUCACUCAACCGCAGAUUGUGUAAACCUUGCAAGCAACGGUUCUGUCAAUGCUUUUGUCAUGUCGCUUACAAUGUGGCAACGUUUCCUGCAACACCAAGAUAUUUUAUUAUGACAGCUGUCGCAUUGCUCUAGAAAAAAGAAAAGAUACUUAUGGAAAAUUAGCAGGAUAGUGGAAUAUGCAUGUCCCUUGCUUUCUUUCAUGUGCUUAAAAAGUGAGGCAAUAUUAGAAACUAUCACAUGCCAAGCUAGCAGAAAAUCAAAGUAGUGCAUAUAGCCACACAGACAUGCUUUCAUGCUCAUUUUUCUCACUUAAAUUUUGGUGAUGCAGCCUAGCUGGUUUUCCUGAACUCACUGCCAAUGAAACUACUAAUUCACCUGCCACAGGGGUGUCAAAGGAUAGCGUUGGAGUGAGCACUGAUUACCACCUCACUUUGAAGUGCCCACUCUGCUGUUUGCCAUGCAUAAAGCAAAGCACAGCUGUCCACAUCACUCUCAUAUAUCUGUAUUUAAUGAAGCAAACCAACCUGUAUACUCAUAACGGUGUAAAGGAAUCAAUGGAGGAAAGAAAAUGUAAAAAAAAAGACGAAUGUAGGUGCUUUGUGUGUUGUACUCGGUCAUGUGUAUCACAGUUUGUGAAAAGUCCUGCCAAGAAAAUAUGUGCAAGUUUGCAAAGCUGUUCUCAAGAUGACGUUUCUUCAUGCAGUACCGGAGCAGUGCAAUCUUUUUUUCUUUUUUCCCUUGUUGCGCAACUUUUUUGCAUUUGUUGCUGACAUAUUGUGCUACUUUACAGUACAGUUGACUGAUUGCUUUAGAGCGCUCUCGUGGCAUGCUUUGCAUUCGGCUGGUUAGCUCGGAGUGCUCGGAGGCAAUUUCACCUUGUGGCUGAGAGCAUUAAUGAGUACUUGGAAAAGUGAUCCUGAAAGUAAAAGCAUUUUCGUAAAUGAUCAAUCGGAAAUACAUACCCAGGGGUGACCAGUUUCACUUAUCAUAAACAGAUUUUGACUUGUUUUUGCAAAAUCGCUUAUGAAAUCCUCUGUUUGCUUUUCAUGGUUUUUAGGGGCCGUGCCGGAAGCUCACACAGUCCAUUUAAAAUGUAGCAACUUGGAUUCACAUUGUUUCACAAGUUUCUUCACAUGUAAGAUUUGAAGGUGGCCUGGACUGGUGCACCCAUUUAUAUAGCAAGUCUUGUCAUAAAUGGGAAAAGUAGCCUAAAUAUCGCCAUCAGCGCCUAGUUUUAGUACUGUAAUCAAUAAUGGUUACCAAUGUCUUGAAUGUACUUUCGCAUUUAUAACAAAAUGCAUUUAUCUUCGAAAGUGUGCUUGGUAAUGCAAUUUACAAAGUAACUUUGUUUCAUAACUUUUAGUAGAUAUUUCAAAUGACGCAUUCUACUUGUUUCACACUAUCUUUUAGAAAAAUCAUUCAGUUUACUUCUUUUGAGGGAGCUCAGCUUGGCCCAAUCUCAUCCGGUUACCCUGAACACGAGUUGAUCAUUAAAUUAAUUGAUCACAGCUGGUCAACAGGGAGGGCUGAAGGGCUUUUGAGUGAAGGAUUACUGUCAGCGUAGGAACAACAUUUUCCAUGGAUUGAGGAACGCAAUAUCACAGUCAGCUGACAGAACUUCUAAAGCACAAGAACACAUGAAAAGUAGCACACUGGAAGUUUUUCCUUAUUCUCCUUUAGUCCGUUCAGUGCAGUGCCUUACAGCCAAGUGUACUUUUUUCUCUCUCUCAGAGGAGGGCUCUCAGAUGUGCCAGUACCACUGCCACUCACUUGCACCUAACUCUUGUUUUCGUCCAUGCUGCACAUGUAUGUGCAUGCUUGCAAGUGUUGGGAGAACCCUUCAUUAUGUCCUAUUGACUCCUAUUUAAUGCUUUAGGGUGCUUGCGUCUUUGUCCUUUUUUUUGUGUGUGUGUGUGUGUCCUUUGUGGUUCUAUUUCCUGUUUGAGUGUCGUGCAUAUUUCUGGAAUAGAUAGUUGUGUGCACAAAUGUGCGCAAAUUAUUGCUGUGUGCCAUGAUCCAGUGAAUACCCUCUUUCACAGCCAAAACACUGCACUGGUCAGAAAAAAAGAAAGUGCCUUUUGUUUGUUGACAACCCAUAUUUGUUGGAAUAAAAGAAUGUGUGCCAAAACUA
Messenger RNA from Dermacentor albipictus, 10401 nucleotides. It is a transcript of the gene LanB1, whose product is annotated as laminin subunit beta-1. Gene Ontology annotation, cellular component: laminin trimer. The record is from RefSeq and is a predicted model, not a curated record. Lineage: Eukaryota; Metazoa; Arthropoda; Arachnida; Ixodida; Ixodidae. Gene Ontology annotation, biological process: basement membrane assembly; cell migration; tissue development.